UGAGCGACGAUCGUGUCUGCUACUUACUAGCUGCUUCAAUAAAAGUACAGUGGAAAGGAAACGUGGGAGAAGUCGACCGUUACGCUCCCUUACAAAAUCACACUCUACACCAUGACGUCCAAUGGCCCGGAGAUAUUCACCGCAACCUCAGCGUAUUCUCUAGCUGGGGUGGCUGCCAUGGCCUUCGUUGCCACCACUGGCGCAAAGAUUUUACUGCCGAAGAACGCGCGCUGGCAGGACUCGUUUACUUUCAUCUGGCUGGCAUUUGAUGCAUUGAUUCACCUCUCUUUUGAGGGAUCAUUCCUAUACCUAUCGACCUUUGGCAGGACCGUAAACUCCAGCGUGGGGCCAUUUGCUGAAAUGUGGAAGGAGUAUACCCGUGCAGAUGCACGAUGGGGUGUUUCUGAUCCCACUGUCGUCUCCCUGGAGAUUUUGACGGUCUUAGGUGCGGCACCUAUGUGCUGCUACAUUAUAAGGCAAAUCGUUAAGGACGACCCUGCGCGUCACUAUUGGAUCAUCAUCCUGAGCACCGCUGAGCUGUAUGGCGGAUGGAUGACGUUCUGUCCGGAAUGGUUGACGGGAAGCCCAAGUUUGGAUACUUCUAACCCGCUCUAUCUCUGGGUUUAUCUUUUCUUUAUGAACAUCAUCUGGGUAGUCAUUCCAGUCUGGCUGAUGUGGGAUUCAUACGGACACAUUGCUGGCUCACUGCGCCGCGCUCAGACGGUUAUGAAAACAAAGAAGAACUAAAUCCCCAACGCUAACAUACUUGGCUGGUAUCUAUGUUGCCCAUACCUUAUAUUUAUGACCUUUUGUGGUCCACGUCAGAUUG
This is a messenger RNA of Suillus fuscotomentosus, 829 nucleotides long. Its product is annotated as Emopamil-binding protein. The record is from RefSeq and is a predicted model, not a curated record. Gene Ontology annotation, cellular component: endoplasmic reticulum; membrane. Gene Ontology annotation, molecular function: cholestenol delta-isomerase activity. Bases 112 to 747 code for a protein of 211 amino acids. NCBI's taxonomy places the organism in Eukaryota, Fungi, Basidiomycota, Agaricomycetes, Boletales, Suillaceae. The transcript has 6 exons. Gene Ontology annotation, biological process: sterol metabolic process.